GAUGUCGCCUCAGUCGGACUGUCGGCUCGCAUGAGGGCGGUGAAAUCUAGAAAUAGGGUUUUGCUGACUGAUGUUAACCUGACUAUUUUUCUCAUUUUGACCGAAACUGUCAUGGCGUAGCUAAUCUUUCGGCUUGGGGGAGGAGAUAUUGAAAUAUUGUACCUCAGAUAAUCUGUUUGAUUCUGUAUUCAUCCAAUAAUCGAGCUUUGAGACCACCACACCGUGAACGAAACCGGAAGAUAGCUCGGUCAUUUUGACUUACCCGAGUUGAAGAUCAGAUGAACUGAAUAGACAUAAUUUGUCGUAAUAUGUCGUUAAGUUGACACGAUGAGGUUCGUAGGAAUUAGCUACGUCAGUAGUUGACGCCGCAGUAAACGAGGCCGAACAUUUGAGUUCGAGGCCAUUUUACUUUGUUAACAUUUGACAAUUGAAUCUUUAAACAUGGCCGAUAUCCAGUAUGUUAACAUAAAAGACAUACGUCCAGGGCUGAAGAAUAUCAACGUGAUGUUUAUUGUGCUCGAGAUGGGUAAACCAACAAGGACAAAAGAUGGCCAUGACGUUAGGUCAUGUAAAGUAGCUGACAAGAGUGGCUCCAUCAAUGUGUCUAUCUGGGACGAGGCCGGUGAUCUUCUCCAGUCCGGUGAUAUAUGCAGAUUAACUAAAGGGUAUGCGUCUCUAUGGAAGGGCUGUUUAACCGUUUACACUGGGAAAAAUGGUGUUAUCGCCAAAAUAGGAGAGUUCUGUCUCCAGUUUUCAGAGCUUCCAAACAUGAGUGAAGCAAAUCCAGAUUUCCUUGCCAAAAAUGACCAGCCACCGCAACAACGAAAGUCCCCCACCGAGUCUGAUGGGUCCCAGACAAUGAUACCCUCCCAGACACCUGGAAACAGGCCCCCCAUGUCAGGUGGUCCCCCUCAGAUGGGAGGUCAAGGUGGAAAUGGGCAGUACCGUGGCCCCGGCCCCCAACAUUCUGGCCCCAGGGGUCCACCACCUGUCAAUGGUAGAGGGAGGGGCAUGAGGCGAUAAUUCUCAACUGGUGCUGGAUGUCUACAAGGUUGUCUCCCUUCAAUGGUGCAAGUGCUCUUCAAGAGCAUAAAAAUCGACUUUCAAAAUGGUCAAAAUUAGGGGAAAGGGUUUUGCAAAAAUGGAAAUUGAACAAAUAUUACUAAAUAUUAUCAAUUCUGGAACACUGAGAAAAUAGGGGGCAGUAAUAUUGAACGAUAGACUGAUGAAUUAUGAAUUAGUAAUUUGAUGAUAAACCCUUUCUGACUGUGUGACCAUAUGUAUAAAUGAAUUAUAUAGUGCUCGUCUGGAGACAGGAAUGUGUACAUAUUUCUCUGUGUAACUGUGUAUGUGAUAAUUGUGACAUGGACGUCUUGCUGGUUGCCUGUGGAUGGUGGUUGUAUCAGACAUCUUGUAUUCUUCCAGCUUUACAUGGAAACUGUUGAUCGGUCUCAAACCCGUAGCAUUUGUUUCCUGCCCAACCUCAAAGCUUAUGAACAUUUCUGUGUGACACCAUUAUUGUUCCAGCCUAUAAUUUGGUAUUAUUGUUGCAAACGCAUCGGAAGUAACAACUUGACGUAUUGUAUCUGAAACAUGGACAGGAUUGAGAUACGUUUUUUAUGAUCUAGGGACAGGAGGGUAACCUAGUGGUUGAAUCAUUUGAACAUCACCCUGAAGACCACGGGUUUGAUGCCUCACAUGUGUUUAAUGUGUGAAGCCCACUUCUGGUCCCCACCGUGAUAUUGCUGGAAUAUUUCGGAAAGCAGCUUAAAACCAUACUCAUUCACUUCUAUGAUUAAAGGCAUGUUCUAGUUGCAUAUGCUUUUGGCAGUUACAUUAAUGGGGACAUCACAAGAUCGGAAUAACUGACUUUGACAGAUGUCUUAGUUUUUCUCUAACAUUGACUUGAUCUAAAGACUUUCCUCUGGGUUGAAUUUCGUAAUUACAAGUUUAUAAAUCCUGCUAUUCUUCAACGGGUAUUCAGGGCCCACGUGCACAAAGUGACCUUUAAUAUUUUAUUAUUAUAGGAUAUUUAUAUAGCGCACAUUUCCAGGCAACUAGUGCAUGCUCAAGGUGCUGGUAUUUUUUCCCUCGAUCAUUGGAUGUCAA
Molecule: messenger RNA, 2109 nt
Organism: Haliotis rubra (blacklip abalone)
Lineage: Eukaryota; Metazoa; Mollusca; Gastropoda; Lepetellida; Haliotidae
Product: SOSS complex subunit B2-like
Exons: 6
Coding region: 442-1023 (193 amino acids)
Biological process (GO): mitotic cell cycle checkpoint signaling; double-strand break repair via homologous recombination; response to ionizing radiation
Cellular component (GO): SOSS complex
Molecular function (GO): DNA binding
Source: RefSeq, a predicted model, not a curated record